Molecule: messenger RNA, 837 nt
Organism: Saprolegnia parasitica CBS 223.65
Lineage: Eukaryota; Oomycota; Saprolegniomycetes; Saprolegniales; Saprolegniaceae
Exons: 6
Coding region: 1-837 (278 amino acids)
Source: RefSeq, a predicted model, not a curated record
AUGACAGCCGCCAAGACGUACGAUGCCAAGCGCAACAGCAUCGUGACGCCAGCCAAAUCACAGCAAAGCGAGGAGAGUGAGCAGGCGGUCGAGCCGACGUCGUCUCGUCGCCUCCCGACGUCGCCCGGCGGCCGCUUUCUCCAAAAGACAUACUCGAUCACGCAAACGUGGCUGCACAUGAACAAAUCCACGCGGCGCAACGACAACUUUGACUGUCUCUUCCCCGAGAACCACUCGCAGGACUUCAAGAAGAUCAAGUUUGUGACGUACCCGUACCACCUCUGGGGACUCGGCCUCCUCCUCCUCGGCGGCGCGGGCUUCUUUACGUAUGCGCUCUCGUCCACGAGCAUCUACCGGUUCCCGAAAGGCUUUUGGUGGCAAUACCUCUUUGACGUGCUCCUCUUUUUCCUCGGCGCGCUCUGCUUUCUCUGCAGCGAAGUCGAAGUGUUUUGCAUGGACCGAAACAAGGGCACGAUCUCCAUCUCGCAACGCGGCUGCAUUAGCCACGUGCUCGGGCGCGGGAAAGACACGUUUGUGGUGCGGCAGCUUGCGGAAAUCGCCGACGUCUCGGUCGACUGCUUGGGCGAAAAGACGGGCGACGUCGACACACGCUCGUACAAGAUUCGCAUCGAGUACCACGACGGAACGUAUGCGACGAUGCUCGAGGGACAGUCCAAGGCGCUCGCCGUGCGUCGCUGCCGCAGCCUCAAGUACUUUUUGGCCUUCUACGCCAACUCGCCGACCAAGAAGCAGCGGAGCCCGACCAAGCUGCCGUUCCCAAUCAAAGAGGCGCGUCACGUCGACUCGGUGGUGCAGGAGGCAACGCUCACCAUGUAG